AUGUCAACGUUCUACGAUCUUCCCAGAUCCUCCGUGACAGUUUUUCAAGCUCCCGACGUGUCCGAUGCCUUCAGAAUCCUCUUCUCCUCCCUAAAACCGUCAGAAAAAGUGGAAAAAGUGCAUUUUAUAUGCCCAAAGGCGUUUCUCGCGUGGCAUCAGGAAUGUCACAUCCCGGAUUCUGAAUCCUUAACGUAUUCUGUAUUUUCUGAUAGUUGUGAAGUGAAUCCAGAUGACGUCACGGCUCCAGAAGUGAUUUUCGCCGAUUCUGACAUUUUUUUGGCGUUUUUUGGUAUUUCGAAGACGCUAAAGCUGAUAAAAUCAAUGAAAACAAAAAAGCGAGUUCACAUCGUCACGUCAUCUGCUUCCCCACUGUCAGCUCAUCUGGAGCAAUUCAUCAAUUCCAUAUUCGAAAUCAAAUCCACAGAAGACGCCAACGUUUUCGAGUGUUCCACGACCAGCUUCGAUAAGAAAGGGAAUUUCAGUGUUUUGGACCAACUCAUCACCAUCCCCAAAUCCUCCGACAUCGCCGGUGCCAAGACAACAUUUAAAACGAUUAAAAAAGUGGAGAAUACGAUGGAAAACAUGUCGAUUUCGACUGCGACGACACCGUCGGAUACCGCAAAAUCGGCGAUGGAUUUGCCGUUUUUUGUCGGACGACAAGAAGAUGGAGUCGCCAUCCGGGACGCCGCAACGAAGAAGAUCCGAGUCGGCGGUCAAAUUGUGUACGAACCGGAUCGAGACGAUGAUUUGGAUGAUAGUGAUCCGGAUGACGACUUGAAUAUUUAA
Messenger RNA from Caenorhabditis remanei, 786 nucleotides. RefSeq lists its product as uncharacterized. The record is from RefSeq and is a predicted model, not a curated record. The coding region runs from base 1 to 786 and encodes 261 amino acids. The transcript has 6 exons. NCBI's taxonomy places the organism in Eukaryota, Metazoa, Nematoda, Chromadorea, Rhabditida, Rhabditidae.